UACCAAGGUUUUUCGGCGAAGACUGCAGAUAUGAUGUUUACUAUUGAGAGUAUACUGGGAGACAAGCUCCGAGCAAAUCGCUCUACCGCUGAAUCGCGACGGCCGCAAGAUCUGUACGAAAAUGACGGAAAAGAUGCGAAAUUCGUUGCAUCCCUCGUCCGUCAACGACACGUCGGGAAGGAUUCGCCCCCUCCGCUAAUACCUGCGGCGUUGGCCACUGCGACUAGUGCCGAAACUACGACCGUGAAGUCACGUGCGCCACAACCGCACGCGGCGAUCGAGCAGCAUCGUCCGCCGCCCUCUGUCGUAGUGUGCCGCAAGAGAAAGAGCACGUCAGACGGAGAAGACGAUAUUUCCGGUAAGUGAGCGCUUAGUCAAUUAGUCAUUCCCCCCUUUUAGUUAGAAUUGCAACAUAUUUCAGUGCAAUGUUGCAAACUUGCAGCUAGCAAUUCUACCACUUUUUACUGUCUGUUUUAUGUUUUAUUAGAUUGUGACAACCUCUCGGGGGACAGCUGCAGUGCUAUGCAGCCCGACAACCCCUCAUGUUCCUCGACCUGUUGCCAGCCGGCGUCCCCCGGCGACUGCGACAGACGUCUCAAGAGAAGUCGGACCACCUUCUCACAGGCCCAGCUGGAGGAGCUGGAGCUGGUGUUCAAACAGACUCACUAUCCAGACGUCCUCCUCAGAGAGCAGCUCGCCGCCCACAUACACCUACCAGAGUCCAGAGUUCAGGUGUGGUUCCAGAACAGAAGAGCCAAGUGGAGAAAGAGAGAAAAGAUAGCUGUAGCUGCUGUGGACAAGAGAUUCCGAAUCUCCCCUCCCCUCCUCACAGAUCACACCCUCUCCUUCCCCUUCCCCACCAAGUGGACUCCUCCCCUCACACCCUCCCCUCCCCACCAUCUCACCCUCACUCCUCACAGCCUCACUCCCUUCACCCUUUCUGUCCCCUCUCCUCCCUCCUCCCUCAUCCCCAUCUCACUCUUCCCCUACCCACCAAUCUGCAUCCCUACAGCUCUCAGAAUACCUCCACAAGUUCUAAUCGCUGCUCACAGAUAGCUAUUCUCACCCUCCAUCAAAUUAUUAUGGUGUAUUAUACCAUG
Molecule: messenger RNA, 1100 nt
Organism: Geodia barretti
Lineage: Eukaryota; Metazoa; Porifera; Demospongiae; Tetractinellida; Geodiidae
Source: the annotation of a GenBank genome assembly